AAGACAAAGAGUUAAUAAUUAUAAUGCAUGUCGAAUGUGCUGAUAUGGAUAUAGGUGCAUGAUCCUAUGAAAUUUGCCGACUUCCGCUGCUUUUGUCGGAAACAUGGCGGCGCACAGCAGUUUGACGGCUCUGUUUCCCAUUCAGAGCCAGUUAGACUACGACCUGGAAGACGCAGUUACACAAGAAAAGAAGGAGAAUCUGGUAUAUCAGUAUUUACGAAAGUUGGACGAAAAUGAAGAUUUGAAGAUUCCUGAUUUUGAAAAAGGGCUGGAGUGGCUAAACACUGAGGGACCUCUGUCUCUGGAAAGGGAAUUAUCAGGCAAAGUGGUGGUGCUGGACUUCUUCACCUACUGUUGCAUCAACUGCAUGCACAUACUGCCUGAUCUGCACCAACUGGAGCAGCUUCACACUGUUAAAGAUGGCCUGGUUGUGGUAGGUGUUCACUCUGCUAAGUUUCCCAACGAGAAGGUUUCGCAGAACAUCUGCAGUGCUGUGUUGAGGUACGGCAUCACUCACCCAGUAGUGAACGACAGUGAUGCUCGGCUGUGGAACGAGUUGGAAGUGUCUUGCUGGCCCACCCUGGUGAUUCUGGGGCCCAGGGGAAAUCUACUGUUCUCUCUGGUGGGUGAAGGACAUCGAGAACGCCUCUUCCUGUUCACUGCUGGUGCUCUCAAGCACUAUGGACAGCAGGGUUUGCUCAAAGACCAUGCUGUGGAAAAAAAGCUCUUGAAGGAUUCCUUACCACCUUCCAUCCUGUCAUUUCCAGGAAAAGUGGCAGUGGAUCCCAAAAGCAAGAACCUGGCCAUUGCAGAUACAGGACACCACAGGGUUCUGGUGGUGACCAGUACUGGAAAUGUCCUAUACUGUGUAGGGGGGCCUGAAAGUGGAAAGCAGGAUGGGGACCUGUCUAAGGCGAGGUUUAAUUCUCCUCAAGGAAUAUUCAUGAAGGGAGAUACUGUGUACGUGGCUGACACUGAGAAUCACCUCAUCAGGAAGAUUGACCUUUCCGAAAGAAGAGUUACAACUUUAGCUGGCACCGGCAUUCAAGGCACAGACAAAGUGGGUGGAGCAAUGGGACUCCAGCAGCCAAUCAGCUCCCCCUGGGACAUAGUCCUCGGCACAGCAGGUGGCACAAAGGAUAACGUGUUGUGGAUUGCAAUGGCAGGGACACAUCAAAUCUGGGCUCUGUUCCUAGAAGAUGGGAAGCUGCCCAAAGGAAGUGAGUAUAAAAAGGGCGAGUGUGUGCGCUUUGCCGGCAGUGGGAAUGAGGAGAACAGGAAUAACGCGUACCCUGUUAGAGCUGGCCUGGCUCAGCCGUCGGGUCUGACCUCUGCUACUGAAGAGCCAUGGAGUUGCCUGUUCAUCGCCGACAGUGAGAGCAGCACCAUCCGUAGCCUUUCUCUGAGCGACGGAGCUGUCAAGCAUGUAGUCGGAGGGGAGAGGGACCCCCUGAAUCUAUUUGCCUUUGGAGAUGUGGAUGGAAAGGGGGUGGAUGCUAAGCUCCAGCACCCUUUAGGAGUGGCCUGGGAUGCCAGUAAGAGCCUGCUCUAUGUGGCAGACUCCUACAAUCACAAGAUCAAAGUUGUGGACCCUAAAACUAAGCAGUGCAGGGUGCUGGCAGGCACUGGGGAACCAAGCAACGUAUUUGGCCCGAGCUUUGCAGAGACUGGUUUCAAUGAGCCUGGGGGUCUCUGUGUGGCCGAGGGGGACACGCUGCUCUACAUAGCAGACACGAACAACCAUCACAUCAAAGUGAUGGACUUGGAGACCAAAACAGUGUCCAUGUUCCCCAUUUCAGUGGUAGAAGUUGAUUCUUCCUUUGCACCCGCUGCUUCAACUGCAGCAAUUGUAAAGGUUCCAAAGCUCCCGAAGUCAGCUCCAGUGCUCAACAUGCCUAUGCUGCCUGUGUCAGCAGGGCAGGUCAUCGAUAUCCACCUCAGCCUGACUCUGCCUGCUGGAACCAAACUGACCAAAGAUGCGCCCAGCUUCUGGAGUCUCUCUGCUGAAGGUAAUGAAUGGUUACUGCAAGGACAUUCUGUGACUGGAAGCAUUGCUGAUCUCUCCCAGCCUCUCUUCAUCACCUGCACGAUCCCUCCUCAUCUGCAGACCCAUGACCCCACUCUGACCCUCAAUGCCUGGGUCUACUGUUGCCUCUCAGAGGGAGGAGCCUGCAUGAUGAAGGCUGUGUCGUUCAGACAGCCUCUGCACAUUGAUUCCACUCGCAAAGAAGGCACUGUACCUGUGACUUUAGCACAUGUCUUUUGAAACAUGCUUUCGCUUCUUUAGACUUUCUAUGAUUUGUGCACAUUCAGUGUUUACUGGCACCACUUGUAGCAAACAAAUACUGUUACACAAGUAUGCAAAUGCUUACAUAAAAAGGUACAUAUUUACACGCGUAUACUAGAAUGAAUUGACAAUGUGGGUGCUUGUCUACUUGAAGCUUAUGACUAGAAUAACAGUUGCAUAUAUUAGAUAAUUAGCAGCUCCAGAACAAAGUGCCUUUCUUUCUCAGAAGCGCAUAUUACCUAACUGCAUCGUUCCUGCUUGGCUCAAGGCUGUGUGUAGUCAGGCACUCGGGUCUGUUUUUCUCCACAUAUCUGAUGUAGCUUAUCUUUCAGCAGAAAAGCAGCUUCUACCCGCAUUAUUUUUCAGAAAGUGAUCACAUAUCUAAAACACAAAUCUGAAAAGAUCAACUCUCAAUGGUAUAAUUUUGCAAGUUUAUUUUAUAUAAAAUGUUUAAUCUAAUGUACUGAUUACAUAAAAAGCCAGUACAUGCUGCCUUUUUUUUGUUGUUUUUUUUUUUUAUCAUCAGUGUGUGUUUUGAGGCUAUAUUUUGAACUCUCAACAUUAUUAGUCAUUUUCAUUUGUGAUUAGAACUAUUUAAACCGUCUUAAACUUGACAUUAAGCUGCCCAUAUAUAUAUAACAUGUAUUUCAAUUUGUGUAGCUUUUCAGAAGGAGAAACACAAAAAUAAAUGGCAUUACGUUUCACACGCUUGUUGAUGGUUCACAGUUAAGCCCAUGGCUCAUGUUUUUAAAGUGCUUAAAUGACCUUUAAUCCAGAUUGAAGCUUGGCACCCUCAUGGCAGUGGUAAACACAGGAGCAGGUAUGUCUAACUGGACCUUUGCAUCGCUCAAAUUUAGUGUAUUUUCUCAUUCUCGUCCAAAGGCAGCUGUUUUUCUACACAUCUAAAUUCUGUACUUUGACUCACUGAAAGAAGUAAUAUAAUAAACAUUAUUUUAACAAUG
Molecule: messenger RNA, 3249 nt
Organism: Ictalurus furcatus (blue catfish)
Lineage: Eukaryota; Metazoa; Chordata; Actinopteri; Siluriformes; Ictaluridae
Gene: nhlrc2
Product: NHL repeat containing 2
Exons: 11
Coding region: 104-2266 (720 amino acids)
Molecular function (GO): protein binding
Source: RefSeq, a predicted model, not a curated record